CUUCCUAGCCGUCAGCACUCCAUCGCAGCUCUUGCGGAAAACCCUAUUCGCCCCUUCGCAGGAAAGCCAGCUCAACCGGAGUGAAAAAAUGGUGACCGCCAAGAAGACAAAGAAGACCCAUGAGAGCAUCAACAACAGGCUCGCCCUGGUGAUGAAGAGCGGGAAGUACACCCUUGGGUACAAGACCGUCCUUCGCACUCUGAGAAACUCCAAAGGUAAACUAAUCAUCAUCUCUAACAACUGCCCUCCAUUGAGGAAGUCGGAGAUUGAAUACUACGCCAUGCUUGCCAAGGUUGGGGUUCACCAUUACACAGGAAACAAUGUUGAGUUGGGCACUGCCUGCGGCAAAUUCCACCGUGUUUCUUGCUUGAGCAUCAUUGAUGCAGGUGACUCGGAUAUCAUAAAGUCCCUCCCAGGCGACCACUAAAUCUCUUGCCCGUCUCAUGGAAUCGCGCUUAUUUCAAUUCGUGACGGUGUUUCUUUUUGUUUCCAAAAUGUGGCAGUUUUUUGUUUUAGAGUUGGAUUAGCAAGAAUGAUGUGUUGUCGUGAGGAUUUUGUCCCCUGUCAUACUCUUAUUAUGUAUCUAGGUGGUAGCAAUGUUUUGUUGGAUCUGGUUAUGGCAAAAUUUUCACCGCAGGCUGAACUUUUCUAAGGAACUGUGUGAUUGGUGUUCAGAAAUUUUCAUGCAUUGUUGGCUCUUGCCCUAGUCUUGCUUUUUCCCCCUGAUUACAUAUCUGCGGCGUGGCCAAGGAUUUCGAAGUCUGGUCAUGGCGAAGAAGCGACUAUACUAAAUUGCCUUUGAUAGAAGCAAUCAAUAUUCGCACGAGGCUAUGGUUAGGUAUGUAGAAUCCAAACAACCAAUUAGUGCC
This is a messenger RNA of Linum tenue, 869 nucleotides long. Lineage: Eukaryota; Viridiplantae; Streptophyta; Magnoliopsida; Malpighiales; Linaceae. The record is from the annotation of a GenBank genome assembly.